AUAUAUAUAUAUGCCAUUUUACAACUUGAUCAAAAAGCAAUCAAAACAAUGGCGAAACCCAGUCUCCUCUUCGCUCUAGCAGCAACAAUCCUCUCUCUAGCCACCGCCGCAUUCUCAGCCAACGCCGCCGUCAAGCCCCACAAAUUAACCCCCAGCCUUCAGGCAGCGCCGCCGCCACGGGUCUUCGGAUAUCACCCACACCAAGCUCCGCCCCACUCCAAAAAGAACCACAGACUAAUACACGCACAUCCGCCGGCGGCGGCGCCGCCUACUAUUAGCGGAGAAAGAGGUGCUCUGCCGCCGGAGCCUUACCAGGGCUUCUACGAAUUCACCGACCGGUGCUUGGAUAAGCUGACGGAGGAAUGCGGUCUGGAGAUUUUCCAGGGAAUAUUCUGGGAGGACGAGGUGGCGGAAAUCAGCCGCAAGUGCUGCCAGAAGCUGGUGGCGGUGGGGCGGAGCUGCCACGAAGGGUUACUGAAGGCGACGAUGAAGCUGCCGGGGCUGCCCAAGAGAGACAAGAGUGUGGUAAAGAGGAGAGAUGCUCAACUCUGGUCGAACUGCGUCUCGAUUAUCGGUGUUCCUCAUAAGUUUGGCGGAUCUCCAUCGCCCUCCCCAUCAUGACAACACACAUAUUUUUCGUUUAUUCGACACGAUGUUUUAUUGCAUAACUAUCGAUACAGUUAAACA
This is a messenger RNA of Erythranthe guttata (spotted monkey flower), 687 nucleotides long. RefSeq lists its product as uncharacterized. NCBI's taxonomy places the organism in Eukaryota, Viridiplantae, Streptophyta, Magnoliopsida, Lamiales, Phrymaceae. The record is from RefSeq and is a predicted model, not a curated record.